Molecule: messenger RNA, 5563 nt
Organism: Linum trigynum
Lineage: Eukaryota; Viridiplantae; Streptophyta; Magnoliopsida; Malpighiales; Linaceae
Source: the annotation of a GenBank genome assembly
UUUUUAAAGGGAGGUUUAUGUACUCCAAACAUUAGAUUCAUCAACUCAUCCUCCACACACUUCAAAUUCAAAGAUCAGAUAGCACACUGUCUAGUGUUGAUCUUCCUCCCCUCUAGGAGUUAAUUUGCUUGACUAGUUCGUCGGAGAAUUUAAGGUAACAUUGAUGCUUCGGGGGUUUGAAAAGGAAAAUUUUUUUUUUUCGUUGAAUAAAAAAAAAAAAAAAUAUAUAUAUAUAUAUAUAUAUAUAUUUUUUAGAACUAAUUGAACCAACACAAAUUCAACUAAUAGAGUCGAAUCAAGGUUUUACUGCUCUCAUUUCUUCUCAAACUGCACAGGUUAAUUCAUUCAUGCACACAUAAAAAUCGACAAAACAAAUACUCAUAUAAACCAAUUUUUAUCCUGAUGACUAAAAAACAAAUCAUGUAUGAAGAAAUUAGUUGACAAUACGGAAGGGAAUUAGUCAUUUUUAUAAGAGUGUUGGAAAACGAAGUAAGGGAAAAUGACAAAUAACUCUUAGGAGAGUGGUGACACAAGGAGUUGGUUAGUGGUUUGGUGAGAUGAUUAACAAUAUUAAUCAUAAUUAAAGAAAAGAAUAAUAAGAAGGGAUGUGUGUAAAGUAGAGUUGUUCAUAUAGUGGUUUGUUGAUAUUACUAAUAUAGAUAAUUAUACGUGUGGACUAAUACAAGGGGUGGGCAUGAUUAGCCAUUGAUUAGUACGUUUUGCUUUUGUUUAUCCUUCACUUUGUUUAAUGCCUUUUGUUCUAUCUCUACAUAAGCACGUAAGGGUGACAUGCUUAGAUCGAUAGCUAAUGACCCAAUAACAAAAUCCAUUAUACGAAUAUUUCAAUUUACUUAAAUUGAGAGUAAACGUUUCACUUUUAAAAUUAAUACCUUCAAAACCAGUACAUAUAUUAUGGGGAAAUUUAAGGGGUAAAUGAAGCAAAUAUACUUCUUAAUUUUUUUUUUUUUUUUUUGCAAUAGCCCGGCUCAAUUAUUAACAAGAGGGAAUAGGGUGUCCUUAUUUGCAACCUUUUCAAUUAUUUUACUCAAUUUCGUUCCUUAAUAACCCUAGAUUUAUGGAUAAGCACCCAAUUAUCUAUGUAUAUUUCACUAACAAACAAUUUUAAUCUGUUAACCCGUCCUAUAAAGUGGUACCAUUAAUUUAUACACCUAUUAUGACCACAAUAAAUAAACAAUUUUGAAAAAUCUUGCUAGGCUUUUGCUUUAUAAGGUCAACAAGCAAACAAGAAGAAUCUCGAAGUUCAUAUAGAUAUAUAUCCACUUGCCCUUCCUUUUGAUGGUACAAUAUAUAUGCCAAAAAAAUAAUAUAUGCCAAAAAUGAAAAGUAAUGAAGAACUAAUUAGUCAUUAUAUUUAUGGAGUACGUACUUUGCAAAUUUGUAGCUUUAGGGUAGCAGAAAGUUCCGUGGAAUGAAACAAAAGUAACGAAAAAGGAAUAGAAGCAUCCAAACCAAAAUAUUAGUAAAUGUGCCCAAUAACGAGGCAUAGUCGAGCGAUCGUGAAGUCAUAUUUUCAAAUUAAAAUUUAUGAUUUUAAAACUUGAAAUAAUACAAUCGAUUCAGUUUUACUUUUUUUUAUUGAAGUAUUGUACGUCUAUAUACGGUACCCUACUCUUCAUACACAAAUAAACAAUUCGACAAUUAUCUGUCGAACAUAACUAUUUUUUCCUACUUUUUUCAUCAAACAAUCCCUCAAAUAUAAACAUGAGGUUUGUCGCAUGUAGAUUUGAAACAUGAGGGUUGUCCACUAAUCAUGCAUUAUGGAAUAAUUAAGAACUAUUAAUCCCUAAUCUAACUAGUUAGUAUUAGUGCGUGCAUGAUCUAUACCAUAUAUGUGUGCUCUUGCUACCUAACAUAGCGCAUAAACCUUUCCUUUCCCUUCUCAUGAUAACAUUAUAUAACUUCUUGUACACCUUCCAAAAUCCAAUUCAUUCUUCCAACUCCAUGAUUUCUCUUUUUCACCCUCUCUCAAGCUAACAUCCUGUUCUCAUACAAAAAAGAACAACACAUAUAUGAAACUCAAAAGAAACAUGGCCGGUUAGAUCUCGACUGCGACAGCAGAAGAAGAAGAAGAAAGAAAUGGUUAUGGGUAUAUAUCUUAUCUCCACUAAAGCACUAUCUUUCGAAGCCAACAAAUGUAUAAGGUGGGUUUUAAGGAAGGUAUAAUAUCCUCUACUAUGUAGUUUUAUCAAACAUGCCCCUAGACGAUUUUUUAUAUCAAACAUACCCUUGUACUUUGGAAAAUGAUCAAACAUGUCAUUCUGUUAAAAUUUCCAUUAAAAAAAUCGCCAACCAUGGUUGAACCGAGAUGUAGAUGACCCGACAUCGACAAAUGAGAGCGAAAAUGUCAGUUUUGUUCCCCAUUUUAUUUUUUCUAGGUCUCGUGAAAGUGAAAUUAUUAGAGGUAUUUGGCUCUACAAAAGAACCCAAAAAAUUUUAAAGUGAAAUUACCAAGGAUAUUUUAGACAUUUGUGUCGCCCAAACCAAGGUACGACCAUGAUUGACUGUUUUUGGAUGAAAAUAUUAACAGAAGGGCAUGUUUGAUCAUUUUUCUAAAGUACAAGGACAUGUUUGAUGUAAAAAACAGUAGAGGGGCAUGUUUGAUAAAACGACAUAGUAGAGGGGCAUAUUAUACCUAUAACCCUAGUUCCAAGCCUAUUUCGUGGCUCAUCGUGAUUCAUCAUCAAGUUAUCAGACCUAAUUAUUUAUGGUUUAGUAGAUCUGAUGGGAUUAUACAUUCAUACUUCAUAGAAUUCAAAUUUUCGAUAGACAUACGAGUGAGUCUUUGAAAAGUUCUCGCAUGGUAAAUAUAAAUCGUUUAAUCAAUUUCAAACAACAAGAAAGACAUGUUUAUGAAACGGUAAGGAGUGGUUAAGUUCCAUUCAUAGACUUUUUUCUAAGUUAUGAUAUCACUAUAAUGCUAGUUUGAUACAUGCUUUAAGCUUUCAAUGCUAAUACAUCUACUAAAAAUUCGGUUUUCGGAAACCCAAUAAAUGGACACUAAAUAAAAGAACCAAAAUGAUCACUAAUAACUUUUCAUGACCAUGUAAUUUUGUUGUAUUGUAUUGUAUUGCAUGUAAUCGUACUUGGACUACCUUUGGUCGGCCGUCCUUGACGUGUGGAAUAUUAUCGGAGGAACCGUGCCCGUAUAUAGCUUAAUUACAAAACUACAAAUUUCUUUAUGGUAUUUCUAAUAUUCCACUGUAUAGACGUCGUCGAAAGAUAUUAAAAUGAAACUGCUAAAUUAAAAUGGCCAUUAGAAAUGAAUUAAGAAGAUAGGCCAGCAAUAUUCCCCAUAACCGGAUUAAAGUAAUGGUGUGGUCGGUCUGUCCUCUUCAGGAGGCUCCCCGAUCACUUUCUGGUGACGGCGACCGGAACAAUUUUGCCACCGCCGGUUUCGAUUUAAUUUUGUUUAAAUUUCCAUAAUGCUAAAUAUCUUAACAUAGAGCACAUAAUUAUUGUUGCUAAUUAUUAAUGGCGUCCAUAUCAAUUCACCAAAAAAAAUAUUUAUGGCGUCUAUAUCUAAAUGAGCUCACACCGUGCAAAAAAAUAUCGUCCACCACUUCGUGGUAUCGAAAAAGGCCGGCGGACCCGCCAUGUUCCCAUGGGUAAGCUAGAUCUUGCUCUAUCUCCAUCAGGCCAGACCGCCAGACAGAGGCUGCCAAAUUGGAAACAGACGUUCAAAGAUGGUUUAUUAUUACAUUCAUUAAUGUUCAUUACCAAAAUGGUUGGAGUCGAUAAGGAGUGGAUGAGUUGACUUAGCUUGUCCAAACUCGGUUUAACGCAUACUCGACUCGAAUUUAUUACUCAACAAGCGUAUAAAAACGGAAAUAGGAAUCCCCUAUAGGUGCAUGACGAUUGACACAAAAUUAAAAAUUUUCAAUGCUCAUCUCAGUUAUAUUCACAUCCUCUUUCUCUAGCCUACAUCAUAUUAUUAUAUCAACGAUAAGCCGAUAAUACACUCUCGACAUCAAUCAUCAAUGUCUUACUCUUCCUCAGUAAUACCCUAAUAUACAAAAAAAAAAAAAAUCUCGAAAUGAUAUCUUAUCAAUAUGAACACAAAAGUUAAAAGAAUUUACAUAUUUGUCUAAACUCUCACCCCACUUAUAAUGAAAUUAUUAUACUUACGGCACAAAUGACUUCAAGCUUUCGUUGUCACCCCAACUCACAAGGUUAGCUAGCUAGGGUUUCUAUGCGCACGUACAUAUGGAAGUUCGUCGUAGAUGUAAGCAUCUUCUUCUUCUUCCUCUGCUGGCCAAAAGACAUAUACUAUUCCCAACGGAAUCGAAGAACCAGCAAUAAAAUAAUGCCCAUUUGAAUCGAUUUUGUAUUGUUACCAUACUUGUCAAUGAGCUGUGUAGUUUCGUCACUUUGUUGCUUUGAGGUGAAACCAAAUUGUUCGAAAGUAUAUAUAUUAUUAUACCAGACCUGGUGCGAUAUGUGAUUCGUAUGGAGAAACAGGACAAGUUCCAGAAAUGGGCAGCAUCGAUCGUCCAUGUAUUGUGUGGCUGUCACUAAUUAAUCUCCUCUUGGAAAGUGAAGAAACUAAACAAUCUGCAAUAUAUGUGGCGGAUUAUGAAAAAAUAAAUAAAUUAUAAGAUGUCUCUAUAGGCAAAUUACUAAAUAAAAAAAUUGUAGACGGUAACAAUUUAUGUCUCUUUUCUCCUCUGAAUUUUAUCUCUCUUUGUUCCAAUGCCGCAAUGCGUAGAUUUAAAUUCAAAAUCGAAAUAACUAAAUACUAAAUAAAAGGGAUGUGAAUGAAAUUAUACGAAUAUAGGGUAAUUAUUUUUGCAGGGCAUGAGUGAAAACACUGAAAUCCGAUUCCUGAUCUCCUCUAUCGGUAUUUUCGGUUUUGACCGAAUUUAAUUGAUAUUGACUGGAUUUCACCAAAACUCAAUAGUAGUCUUUUCCAACAGAUUUGAUGACCGGUUCCAAUUGUACCGGGUUGAACCGACCGACAGGUAGACGGCGUGACAACCAAGCGUUUUAGGGUUUCAUCAAAUACUACAUUAUAUAACGUACAUCAAUGCUGUCACGAUGAAUCAUUCUUCACCCCUUUUUCCCAUCAUUGGAGGUAUACCUUUUUUGUGGUGCGUUGAUGAUAAAGCUGUGGCUCUGAAUUACUAGAUGAAGCUUGCUGAUGAUGAUAUCGAAACAAAUAUCGACAGUCGACCCCAUUGUUUCUCAGAAUGGCCAGCCCUGCUAUAUAUGUAUCAUCAUCGUCACAUGCCAUGCUGUGAUCGAUUUAUAUAUUAUGCGAUGAUGUCUUUUCAAUGUCUUUGGCCUCGGACAACGAGGAAAGCUUCCAAACUGUUCAAAUAUAACGGCUCCAUUUCCUCAGCAAUGGGUCUUGUUAUGGGACUUAUGGUGCCCAACAAGCAGCACUCGACGAAGAAGUGGCAGAGACUUGUGGGUCUCUCUUCUUGGUUUACUGGAUAAGAGAAAAUAUGGGUAUAGCAAUGCUCGGAUUUGCGAGAAAGAGACUAUCGUAUGUGUGCAUAAAAUCGAUUCUCGAGAUCAUAGAUAAUGAAGAUUUUCGAACGUG